This is a messenger RNA of Closterium sp. Naga37s-1, 4629 nucleotides long. The record is from the annotation of a GenBank genome assembly. NCBI's taxonomy places the organism in Eukaryota, Viridiplantae, Streptophyta, Zygnematophyceae, Desmidiales, Closteriaceae.
AUGGCUGGGGGGACAGCGGGGGGUUUGGCGGUGGGGAGGGCGGACGUAGAGGAGGCGAUGGGGGCGGUGAAGCGGCGGGUGGCAACGGUGAUCGGCACUCCCAAGGUGCCCAACGUGCGGUGGGAUGACAUCGGUGGGCUCGAGGACGUCAAGGCUGCUAUCCUUGACACCAUCCAGGUGAUUCCCCAGGCUCAGCUACCCCUGCGGCACCGGCACCUGUUUGCAUCGGGGCUGCGGCAGCGCUCCGGUGUGCUGCUGUACGGCCCGCCGGGCACCGGCAAGACGCUGCUGGCGAAGGCGGUGGCGACGGAGUGCUCGUUGAACUUCCUGAGUGUGAAGGGCCCGGAGCUGAUCAACAUGUACGUGGGCGAGUCGGAGCGCAACGUGCGCGCCAUCUUCGCCAAGGCGCGCGCCGCCCGCCCCUGCGUUGUCUUCUUUGACGAGCUCGAUGCGCUUGCGCCCGCCAGAGGGGCCGCUGGGGACUCGGGGGGCGUCAUGGACCGCGUUGUCUCCCAGCUGCUUGCUGAGGUGGACGGCAUAGGGUCCACGUCAGCAUCGGAUCUGUUUCUGGUGGGCGCCAGCAACCGCCCCGACCUCAUCGACCCCGCGCUGCUGCGCCCCGGCCGCUUCGACAAGCUGCUCUAUCCCCACAAGGUGCUGCAGGCGCUGACACGCCGCUUCCACCUGGGGGCGGGGGUGUCGCUGCAGAGCAUCGCCGACCGCUGCCCCGACACUUUCACCGGCGCCGACCUCUACGCCCUCGCUGCCGACGCGUGGCUCUGCGCUGCCAAGCGCACCGUGGGGCACGGCCACACACCAGGCCGCUCUGCUGCUGCACGCUCCAAGGGGCACGGCGUGGAAGGUGGAAAGGAGGGGGAAGGGGACGAUGCGGUGGUGGUGGAGCAAGCAGACUUCCUUAAGGUACUUGCCACUCCCUCCCCUUGCCUCUCCUCUCUUGGCAUUCUUGUCGCAUCCAGCGCAGUGCGCGCGCUGCUGGACGUGCGCGCGGCGCUGAAGGAGGCGAACCCGGCGGCGCUGGAGUCGUGGUCGGAGAGCACGGACCCGUGCGGGGGGUCGUGGGAGGGCUCCUUCCGCUGCGACGACAACGGCCACGUCACCUUCCUGUCGCUAGCGCAGAAGCAGCUGCACGGGCCCAUCCCCGGCGUGCAGCUCGCCGCGCUCACGGCGCUCAACUACAUGUACGUCCGCAUGUCGCGACAAUGCACGCCGCCCACGCGCAUGGCGGAGCAGCAGGGAAUGCGGCGGAGCAGGUUAAGGCUGGGAGACGCAUGGCACAGACGUGCUUGCACUCACGUGCUCGGCUCGCUGGCCCUCCUCAGCUCUUGCCCACCCCGCCACCACCACGCGCCAUUCCCCUCCCUUCUCCCUUGCCCCUCAUGCUCCUCAUGCCUCUCACCCGCCGUCCGCUCGCCCCCACGCCCCCGUGUGUGCAGCGACCUGGCGUCGAACUCGUUCACGGGCCCCAUUCCCGAGCAGCUGCUGCGACUCACCUCGCUGCAGAUCCUGUCGCUGUCGUUCAACCAGCUAUCAGGCACGCUGCCAGCGGGCUUCAGCCAGCUCCAGGCGCUCAAGCAGCUGCAAGUGGCAGGCAACCAGCUAUCGGGCGAGCUGCCAGCAUCACUCUCCUCGCUCUCCAACCUCACCCUCCUCAACCUGUGCAAGAACCAGUUCACAGGGCUCAUCCCAGGCGACUGGAGCAGGAUGACUCAGAUGGCCACCCUGCGCCUGUCGUCCAACCAGCUGUCAGGCGAGGUGCCCUCGUGGUUUGGCUCCUGGUCCAAGAUCGUUGUGCUGGAGCUGUUUGGCAACAAGCUGGGCGGCUACAUCCCGCAGGACCUCGCCCAGGCCACCACGCUCGCCUCUCUAGCGCUGGACGUGAAUGAGCUGCGUGGGUCGCUGCCAGACUCCUUCAGCCGCCUCACCAACCUCAGAGAGCUGUACGUGUCGAGCAACAAGCUGGACGGCAGCAUCCCGGCGUCCUACAGCACUCUCACUCAGCUGCGAUUCAUUGACGUGAGCUACAACGCUGGGCUGGGCGGCCCCAUCCCCGCCUUCUUUGGUGACUUUGACAACCUGGCGUCCAUUGCGAUGCAGUUCUGCUCCUUCUCAGGGCCGCUGCCCCCCUCGCUAGGCAACCUAGUCCACGUGCAGGAGGUGCUGCUAGACAACAACCAGCUCAGCGGGCCCAUCCCGGACGAGUGGGGCACGGGGCUGGAGCGAGUGGAGGUGCUGCACCUCAACGACAACCAGCUGUCAGGGACCAUACCGGGCACGUUCUGCCACCUGGAGUAUGCCAAGGACGUCAACCUCGCCCUCAACCGCCUCCAAGGGCCCAUCCCCAUCUGCCUCACCUCGCUGCGCCGCAUCUCCUCCCUAGUGCUCUCCUUCAAUCGACUCACCGGCCCCGUGCCGCCUGUGCCAGCUGGCGUGCAGGUCUUCUUCAAGGUGAACGGCAACUGUCUAGACGGAGUGGAGGACCAGCAGUCGCCCUGCCCUGCCCCCGAUGAGCUUCCCCCUCCUGCCCCCACCCCACCCGAGCAGCCACAGCAGGAGGAGGCAGCACCAUCAAGCUCAUCCACAUGGUCAUGGAUGAGGGGGUUCCUCAUAGCGCUGCUGUCAGCCACGUUUGUGCUGCUGCUCAUCUUCGCCUUGGUGCUCCUCGCCAACCGCUCCGACUCCCACAACGCCUCGCGCUCCGACAACUGUCAGUGCCCCUCCCCUGCCACUCUGCCCCUCCCCCUGCCACUCUCCUCCCGCUCCCUAUCUGCCCCUCCCGCUCCCACUCUGCCCCUCCCGCUCCCACUCUGCCCCUCCCGCUCCCACUCUGCCCCUCCCGCUCCCACUCUGCCCCUCCCGCUCCCACUCUGCCCCUCCCGCUCCCACUCUGCCCCUCCCGCUCCCUCUCUGCCCCUCCCGCUCCCUCUCUGCCCCUCGCGCUCCCACUCUGCCCCUCCCUCUCCCACACUGCCCCUGCCUCUCUCACACUGCCCCUCCCUCUCCCACACUGCCCCUGCCUCUCUCACACUGCCCCUCCCUCUCUCACACUGCCCAUCUGCUCGUGCUCCAUGCAUCUCCUCACCCCACGCUCUACGUGCUCUCCUUUCAACCCUUAUUCGUGUCCCUCCGCUUCUCCCUUCCGCGUCUCUCCCUUGCCUCUCUCACCUUCUCACUCCCCCUGGCCUCCCCAGCUCGCCCCCCUCCCUCUUCCUUGCGACCAGCAUUGCUGCGGGAGCUGAGCCAUUCCACACCAACCAACCAAGCCGGCUCAACUCUUCACGCCACUCACAAGCCAACCUCAAAGCCCCCUUCCCCCUCUCCCAUCCCCCGCUGACGGUGCAGGAGUGCAGCCUGGGCAAGGAGUACAGUCUGGGCAAGAUCAAGAAGGCGACGCGCAGCUUCACCACGGUGUACGGGAGGGGCAGCUUCGGCACCGUGUACCUGGCUGAGGACUUCCUGCGCGACCAGAUCGAGACGCGCGCCAUCAUCAAACGCGCCCACGACCCCGAGAAGCUGGGCGAGUACGUGUUCAAGGCGAAGGCGGACUUCCUGGAGAGGCUGGGCGAGUACGUGUUCAAGGCGAAGGCGGACUUCCUGGCGCGGGUGCGGCACCGCAGCCUGGUGGCGCUGCUGGGGUUCUGUGUGGGCAAGGGCGAGCGCAUCCUCGUCUACGAGUACCUCCCCAACGGCUCCCUCUACGACCGCCUCCACCGCCCGGACCUGGAGCCGAUCCCGUGGGACACGCGCGUGCGCAUCGCGGCGAACGUGGCGUCGGCGCUGAGCUACCUGCACCACUGCUGCCACCCGCCCCUCGUGCACCGCGCCGUCACCUCCUCCAACAUCCUCCUCACCUUCGACAUGUCCGGCAAGCUGUCUGACUUUGGGCUGGCACGAGGCGGCUCCCCCGCCAUGUUUGACGACGGCUCCAAACGCCGCCGCCCCUCCAAGCCGGCACGCACGCGCAGCGGAGGGGUGGCGGAGGGCGAGGGGGGCGAGGGCGGGGAGGGGGGGGAGGAGGGGCAGAGUGCGCUGCAGGGGGGCGAGUUGGAGAAGGUGGAUGUGUAUGGGUUCGGAGUGGUGCUGCUGGAGCUGAUCACGGGGCAGAAGGCCAUGAAGGAGGUCCACAUCACCAGCCUCGCGGCGCCAUUCUUGGAGGAUGCGCAGAUGAUGCCGCUGAUGGUGGAUGCGGCACUCGGGGGGUUCUUCGACCAGGCGGAGCUCAUCGCACUCGGCACCAUUGCUCGCGACUGCGUGAAGGAGGACCCGUCGGCGCGGCCCUCCAUGCGCGACGUGGUGCGCACCAUGCAGGCGCAGCUUGACCUCGAGGCCGACCUCUUCGCCGCGCCGGCCGGGGUCGCUGGCACGGAUGACUUGGACCGGGGGGACGGGGGCGAUGGGGUGGCCAACUCCAGUGGGUAUGCACCGGUGGGCGGCAAGAGUGCGCUGGCCUCCGCAUGGGUGUCGUUGGAGAAUGUUGCUUCCUCUGUCCGCACCGCCCUGACCAGCCCCCGUGUGGCGCCGCCACAUCCCGCCAGCGAGAGCACAGCCGAUCCCACGGAUGUGGAGAUGUCCUCCCUGUUGCUCAUUGCGCCUCGUGCUGCACGUCGGUAG